Molecule: messenger RNA, 3499 nt
Organism: Ceraceosorus guamensis
Lineage: Eukaryota; Fungi; Basidiomycota; Exobasidiomycetes; Ceraceosorales; Ceraceosoraceae
Exons: 6
Coding region: 262-3384 (1040 amino acids)
Biological process (GO): ribosomal small subunit export from nucleus; mRNA export from nucleus; protein import into nucleus
Cellular component (GO): nuclear pore
Molecular function (GO): protein binding; structural constituent of nuclear pore
Source: RefSeq, a predicted model, not a curated record
CGACUCACGACUCACGACUCACGCUCAAGGCCCACUCAAACUCUAGACUCUGGACUCUUGACUCGAGACCCACGCGAUGGAGAUUUUUGAGUGAUCACGCCAAUCGACAGAACUACUCACACUCACACCCACAACCUCAGACUCUAAUCUGUCGCAAGUGAUGGUCAGAUUUGCGAUUGUCGCCUCACCCAUCAUCGCCUCCUUCCCUUCCUUCCCUCUUCUCUCGCACACCCUGGCACAAUCGCUGUGUCAGCGUGCACGAUGAGCACGCAAUCAUCGGGUCCAUACAGCUACGCCCAGUCGCCAAGUCCACCCGAGACGGAUUUGGACGCCCUCUCUUUCGAUUCAGAGUGGUUGAAUGCUCUGCCUUUCCAUCCCAUCUUUAGUUGGGCAGGCACUCCAACCAAGCAGCCCGCAAGCACGCCAAAGUCCAACGUGGUCAUCAGUGGCUCGACGCUGUACGUGGCGCAAGGAAGACAAUUGCGGCAGAUCAGCCUAGUCAGCGCCAAGCAUGCCGCGCUGGAAGGGCUUAGAGGUGGCUUGAGCUUGGAGAGCGUGCUAGCCGCAGAGACGUACACCCUGCUCGCACCGCAACUGAGACAGGAUCGAUAUGCUCAGCCCUUCGCUCGCCCACGAUCCACCACUCCAGGGCCAAGCGCGAGCCAUGCGGAUAGUCAAGAGGUCGACUUUGAUUUCGAGAUUCAGUCGCUGGUCGUAAAUCCGACUGGCAGACUGAUCGCAGUGGUGGGCACGCACAGGCUCGUGGUGCUCGUUCUACCUCGAAGCGCUCAAUCCGGCCACUCGAGCGGCAAUGGUCAGCAAAUCAAGAGCUUGAAUUGCUUGGCGGACAGAGUCGGAGAGUGGUUUCACGAUGAACGAGCUUCGAAUGGCGCAGACAGUGACAAUGCUAUUUGUCAGGUCAAAUGGCACCCGUGGAGCGUCGAUGGUCUGGCCAUGCUGGUGUGCACGAGGGAUGGAAUGCUGCGGGAGUACAACGCUGCGACUCCAGGCGAUCCUGUUCAAACCGUUUCGCUUCUACCCUCAGCUAGUGCCAACUCAGCUCCUCACGCAGACGCAUACCGACGCUCAACACGCAGUCCAUCCUACGGAUUCGCUCACUCAGCGCCCUCGAGCGCGCAGCCCGGUUCCAAUAGACGCACCUCGGCCUCUUUCUCUGACAUCGCAGAGGGCAGAAGCUCAAAAAGGUGUGCGAGCUUUGUGCUUGGCGUUCGAGAGACGGAAGAGCGGGCAGGUGUUGAUAGUGGAGCCAGGCAGCCAGGCUUGGGAGAGGAUGAGGGUGCACACCCUACACAGCAGGAAAAGCAUAGCACCACCUUGUCUCAAGGGUGGGAAGCGCUGACCGUCUGGUCUGUGGCUGAAAAUGGCGAUUUCUACGCGCUGUGUCCCUAUCUGCCGGUUCAUGCAAACAUACCUCUUCAACUUUUGCCUACCUUGAGCGCGAUGUCUCAAUCGCUCUCGCCGAAUGAUCCCAUGCGCUCGCAAGCCCUGCGGUACGUUUCAGCGCUUCAGCGCCAAGCGCAGUCCCAGCUAGAAAGUCCAACUCGAUCUAGGAAGGAUGAGGACACCGCUGCGAGUGAGGGAAGUGUGCGUGUUCAGCCGCCUCCGCGCCAGAGCGGAAACAACAUCACCUUGCAGGGACCCUGUCUACUCUCGAGCUCCCCGCACGAGCUGUCGGACGUCAGGGAGGCGCUCGUGACAGAUCUUCUCUUGCUGCACCCUUCUCCGCUGGAGGAAUCCUCUGCCCCUCCCGCCAGCCUCGACAGCGCCAGAUUCGAAGUUGCCGUGGUUGCGAGUGAUGAUGGUCGCUUGGACUUGGCAAUCUUGCCCAGGCUCAGUCCUUCUUGGGGCAAGAACAUCAAGACUGCUUCUUCAAAACGGGUCCAGAGAGGCACGGUGCAGUCCUCGAACAGAUAUGGCUUUCACGACAGCUCGGACGAAGAUCAAGAUGACUCCGAUGAAUCUACGUCGCCUUCCAUUUUGCUUUACGAGACAGUCUCUUUAGGCGUUCAAGAAAGCGUCGUGGCCCGUCUUUCUCCUGAGAAAAGAGAAGAUUUAUCCGCCUUGGAGGCCGCAUUCUCUUCCCAAAGAACGACUUUGGUUCAAGACGCUCUGUAUGAUGACACGUUCUAUGCACAUCACUCGCUCGGCGCGCACGCCAUCUGUGUGGGAGAAUGGGCUCGAAGCAUCUCCACCGCACUCGCAAAAGAAGCGGACUCGGAAGAUGCACCACGAUCUGGAGCGCCUCUUGAUCAAGUGAUCAGAGAAGCCCCGCCUUCGACCGUCAGGUGGGCUGUCAAGACAUCCGCAGCUCUGCUUCCGUCACAGGACACGCCUGCCCAUCCAUUGUCGGGACUCUGCAUCAUGACGGACGUCUACCUUUCAUACGCUCUCAUCGCUUUGUCGCCCGGGCAGUCAGGAGGCGUGGCAGCUCUUGAGCUCAGCAUGCGAGUACCUGGACAACCGGAGCCGAGCGAUGGCGACUUGACCGUCGAUUGCACAAAGAGUGUGGGCGGCAAGCCCGCAGAAGAUGCGACUGCAAGCUCGGCAUACACCUCUUUGCUAGGCGAAGGCUUCUCGCUACCUACGAUUUUUAAAGACGCGCUGGGACUCGGACCCGGCAAUACGUCCAACGUUACCACUUCCAGGAUCAUCUCUUCUCCGUCUGUGGGCAAAGGCAAGGAAAUUGACAUGACGGCCGAGACGCUCAGAGCAUUGGGUCAAUCUGCUCAAUCUUUCAGGAUCAAAGCCAGGGCCGUCACCAGUGCUGUGCAGGCAGUCCAAGCGAGGCUCGAUUUGCAGCUGAGAGAGCUGGAGCGUCAGCUGAAAAAGUUCGAAGGCGUAAAGCAGAAGGUCGGUUUGCAACAGCAGCAGUACAAACAUGCGGAGUUGACCGAAAAUGUGAAUGAAAGGAUAGAAAGAGUGGCCAAGAGGCAAAAGGAGCUGGUGAAGAGGACAGAUCGGCUGCUUCAGGAUUUGAUGGACAAACAUCAGCCUGUGCUCAGCAUCUAUGAGGUCAAGUGGUUCGAGGAGCUUAAACAGCUAAAGAGCGUCGUCGGCCUCAAGAGGGAGGUCGAUGACGAUGAGCACGGCCAAAGAGGCGCGAUUGGCGCAGAUCUUUCGACCCAGGUCGAGAAGCUCUCGUAUCAGCUCUCCACUUUGCGACCUCAGCUGCGCACUUUGCAGCUUUCACAACGCUCGACGGUCGCGCGAGCAGGGCAGCCUGGAGUCAGACAGCUCGCAACUGUGCAGUCCGCAUUGACGAAGGAAGCUGCCUUAUUGGUCGAGGCGAGGGAGAAGAUCAAAAAUCUAUCGGGACGCGUGGCGCGCGAAACGAGAGAAGCGCGGGCGACGAGACGUGCGUGAUACGUGAAAGUUGCAGCUAGGCGAGGUGUCACAAAGAUAGCGGGGCCUGAUCAACUUGGCCGCCAGUGCAAAGCAUGUAAUUCGAAUCGUGACUGACGCUCCGAGUCGUGGGAAU